AUGGGACGACUAGGCCACUUGGCGGCCACGAUAAUAAUCGCGUUGGUCUGUCAGCAAGCUCAAGCUCAAUUCACUGCUUGGCUCACCGCGAAUGCCGCUUGCUCGACUUGCACCCCAGCUCCAGCUUUUGGUGCAAUGAGCAUUCGGCUUUGCAAGGAGAGCACAACUGGCGGCGGUUGUGGACCAGUGAGCAGUUACAUUCAAUGGACACCCUGUUGUGGGAGCACUGUUGUGAGCUGGAGUCCUUGGGGUGCAUGGAGUGAGUGCACAGCCGCGUGUGGAGCGUGUGGACGGCAAACGAGAUCCCGUGUCUGUGCAGCUGCGAACGGAUGUCCUGGCACUUGCGCUGGAAACUCGAACGAUACAAGCGCAACACCGUGUGAUGCAACAACUGGCACAAACAUGUAUUCAACUUGUGUCUUUCCUAUGCCUUCAUGUUGUGGUUCAUACAAACGAAAUCUUUCGUUAACAUCGAAGAAAUACGUCUGUAUG
Molecule: messenger RNA, 492 nt
Organism: Mesorhabditis belari
Lineage: Eukaryota; Metazoa; Nematoda; Chromadorea; Rhabditida; Rhabditidae
Source: the annotation of a GenBank genome assembly